Molecule: messenger RNA, 2312 nt
Organism: Hippocampus zosterae (dwarf seahorse)
Lineage: Eukaryota; Metazoa; Chordata; Actinopteri; Syngnathiformes; Syngnathidae
Product: inhibin beta B chain
Exons: 2
Coding region: 83-1192 (369 amino acids)
Biological process (GO): SMAD protein signal transduction; BMP signaling pathway
Cellular component (GO): extracellular region
Molecular function (GO): hormone activity; growth factor activity; cytokine activity
Source: RefSeq, a predicted model, not a curated record
GACCUCCAAUUAAAAACAUAAGAAUACUUUUUCCCCCCUCUUCUAUUCUUCAUUUUAACGCACAGGUUGAUUUGACAGUGAAAUGGCACAGCCUUCAUUGCGCACAUUUCUAUUUUUGGUCCCGUUGCUUUCUGGGGGUCUCUGGGUAAGCGGUGGCCCUCCGGGUUGCGCUUCCUGCGGCUCCCGGUCCUUGGGGAGGGACGCGGAGGAGAGGCUGAUGGUGGAGAUCGCCAAGCAGCAACUUUUGGACAAGCUGCACCUGAAAGAGAGACCCAGGAUCUCUCAGACUGUGUCCCGGGCGGCGCUGCUCACUGCGCUGCGCAAAUUGCACUCCGGGCGCGUCAAGCAGGACGGUACCCUCGAACUAGACAACAAUGCGCUAUCCAAAGACCCAGGCUAUGAAAUACUCAGCUUUGCCGAUAUAAAUGAACGUGGGAAUGGGGAUGAAGCAAAUCUCAGCCUUACCUUCCAGUUCCUUCAAGAACAUGGCCGCAGCCUCCAGGUGCUGCAGUCCUCCCUUUGGAUCUACGUCCGCUCCUCCAAGUCGCCCUACCAAGUCCCAGCGCAAGUCUUCCUCACGGCAGACGGCGGAGAGUCAAACCGGACCUUAGUUAUAGAAAAGAUGCUGGAGGUCCAGGAGAGUAACUGGCACACCUUCCCCAUCAGCCGCACACUACAGACCUUCCUGGAUGGCGGUCAGAAGCGACUCCAUCUGGAGGUGCGCUGCGACGAGGAUGGGAAAAAUCUUUGCUCCCUGGAAAACUCUCCCAAGAGCUCGUAUCAGCCUUUCCUGAUGGCCCAGGUGCGUCCUCACGACAACCCCGCCAAGCACUUGCUCAGAAAACGCUCCUUGCGGUGUGGCGACGACAUCACCGUGUGCUGCAAGAAAGAAUUGUACAUCAAGUUUAAGGACAUCCAGUGGCACGACUGGAUCAUCGCGCCCGAGGGCUACCACAUGAACUAUUGCGUGGGGCAGUGCCCCCAGCAUCUUGCCGGAUCUCCCGGUAUCGCCUCGUCCUUCCACGCCACCGUCUUGAGCCAGCUGAAGGUCAACGGCAUCAACACGGCCGCGUCUUCGUGUUGCGUCCCCACGGAACGCCAGCCUCUGUCCAUGGUGUACUUCAACUCUCAGCACAGUAUCAUCAAAACCGACGUGCCUGACAUGAUCGUGGAGUCCUGUGGAUGCACAUAAUAAGAGUUUGGGGCAAUGUGUAGAUUUGUUCUCAUGCAGCAGUCCUAGAGCAUUUUAUGGGUCGUACAGGUGGCUUGCCCGUGGCUCCAAAAUAUUGGCUAAUACAAUGACAUCAUUUUUCAAGUUAAAGGCGCAUAUGCAAUGGAAUGCAUCAGGAAUGGCAAUGAAGAGAUUAUUUUAAUGCAUCCUGUUAAGAUCGACGCACUCAUCCAAUUUUGUGUCAAUCGGUUAAAAGGGUGUUGGGGGCUCUUUUUUUUCCCCCUACCCUAACAUUCCAGGGGGCAUUGUUGGGGGAGCACCCCUUCCCCCUCCCUCAUCACCAAAAAAGUUUACUCAGCAUCUCCACUGUAUUGUUGUUACAAGCGAUCUUUUAAGUUGAACACGGUCAGCAUUUAAACUCAAGGUCAUGAUCUAGCAAACAUUUGGACACGAUUGCCUCAGUGGUCGGGUAAUGUGAAGGUCUGCGUGGCGGGUGGGUCAAAUGGGUAAGGGCUGUUGUACGCUGGCGCAUAUAAUUGUCAAAGUCCAAAGUUUACUGGUGUGAUGUAUAAUUAGAAGCUUUCCAACCAAACCCAGUCAGUUAAUCAUUCCAUUGGGGACUUGACAUCAUUCCACUUGCGCAACAGGGGCUCACCGAGCUAUGUCUUGCGUAACUAGUACAAAUAUAUGAACUUUUACUUCAUCCACAACUAAUUGGACAUAUUACAUAUGUUGCCUCCAAAGCUGCACUUGAAUUGUUGUUUUACUGUUUAAUGCGAAUGGGAUUUUAUGUAUUAUUAUUAUUAGCAUCUUGUUGCCAUCAUACUAUAACAAGCACUUUAACACCCCGAGACAAAUGUGCUCGAAAACAAUGUACAGUAUAAUCAAACCGGGCAAUAGUUUACUUCAUGACAUAAAGCCUACAAAAAGGAAAUGUGAAUCAGUUCAUUUUCUCAGGUUCUAUUUGUGUUAAAAUGGGUGGCUUUUAUCUGUAGUGGCAUGACUGUAAUUAUGUUGUUAUUUUUUAUACAUAAUAUAUUUUAUUGACUGAUUCAUUGUCAGAUUUUUUAUCUAAUUACAGCAUUGCAGUUUUAAUGUUCUGUAUGAAUCUAUUUUGGAAUAAAAGAAAUGUACAAAUGCA